UUUAAGGUGGAAGAAUUUUGGGUUGUUCCCAUCCCAUCCCCUGCCCACCCCCCUCUCCCUCCCUCCAUGGCCAAAGCUUCCUCCUCCCUCUUCCAAACCGUAAAGCGCUACAUCAAGAAGCCAUGGGAGAUCACCGGCCCUUGUGCAGAUCCAGAGUACAGAUCUGCCGUCCCCAGCGCCUUAGAGUACAGGGUCUUUUGCCCCGCCACUACUAAGCAGAAACCCAUUGUCCCCACCUCCAAUCCCGAAACCGUCUUCGACAUUAAGUAUUACAGCCGCGACCAGCGUCGCAAUCGCCCUCCAAUUCGACGCACCAUCCUCAAGAAACCUGACAUCGAGCAGAUGAUGAAGGAGACUAAGUUCGACCCUGCCGACUUCCCCAAAGUUUAUCUUACUGCCGCAAUCGAGGAGGAUAUUAAUGCCCGUGGAGGUGGUUAUCAGAAGCAGUGAGGUUUGAUGGGUUCUUAUAAGAUGUUCAUGGCCUACUUGCUGCGGCAUGGAUUCUUUCCUUCUUUACUAUCUUCUGCGUAACUUUUGUUACUGUUAUUCUCACCAUUCUUAUCCCAAGAGUUGUAGUACUAGUGGUUGUCUAAUAAUUGUCAACUUGGUUGCAGAUUCCUGUAAAUGACCAUUAAUAACUUCGGAAAUUUUACCAGGUUUGUUGUUCUUUGGGAAAUGUUUUCUCCAGCUUGUAUUCUUCUACUCUGCCUCUCUUUCAGUUUCAACCUGAGAGUGGAUUAAGUUGGCAUAGUUUGUAGCCCAGCCUAUACAAUAAUACAAGACUUGGGAUUUGCCACCAGUAAA
This is a messenger RNA of Cucurbita pepo subsp. pepo (vegetable marrow), 804 nucleotides long. RefSeq lists its product as uncharacterized. Lineage: Eukaryota; Viridiplantae; Streptophyta; Magnoliopsida; Cucurbitales; Cucurbitaceae. The record is from RefSeq and is a predicted model, not a curated record.